AUGUCAUCAAGCUUGGCUCCGGCAAGCGAACUCGCAGACCCGCGCAGGAGCAAGGAGGUUGACGAGACCAUCAACCGCGAGAUUCGAACAGAACCUUCGGCCUUGCGCGUUGAAUAUCAGCACAAUCCAGAUAUUACAUUCGAAGAAUACCUCUACUAUGCCAACGAGACGAGGGAGUAUGAGAAGACGCUUUCGACAAAGGGUCACGGUCUCAGUUCAAUUCGGACAGUUUUCUCCCGCGACAAGAAACCGAAAGCCGAAGAGUCAACGCAGACACAAGAAGGCCAAGCACGCCCUGGUGGAACAGGCGGCCCAGACGCAACUGCAGGUGUUUUUGAUGUAGUUUCCGACGAGGAAUGGCAUCAAGCCUCGAGAGCUGCGCGGACGGCAACAUGGGGCUCUGUUUUCUACCUUAUUACCACUGAUAUUCUAGGGCCUUAUUCUGUCCCGUGGGCUUUCACCCGACUGGGAUACGGCCCAGGAAUAACCCUUUACUUUAUUUUUGCCGUGAUGGCAACGUAUUCCGGGUACUUGCUCUGGCAGCAGUUCGUUCACCUCGACUCGGACAGAUACCCAGUGAAGAACUACGGUGAUCUGGCCUUUCGAAUCUACGGGAGCUGGUUUCGAUACAUUGUCAACAUCUUGCAGAGCUGUCAGUUCUUCCUCAAUGUCACGCUUCUCAUUGUCUCCCACGGCCAAAGCAUUUCGCAGCUUUCCCAACCUUCAGACGACGAUAAGCCUCUUUGCUUUACUGCCUGUUUGAUUAUAUUCGCGGCUGCUGGUUUCAUCCUUGGCCAGAUACGCUCAUUACAGAACUUAGGAUACGUUGCUAAUCUUGCUGUCUGGAUGAACGUGUUCAUAAUUAUCAUGACUAUGGGCAUCACGUCCAACAGCUCCCCAAACUACAAAGCCGUUUACGCAUCAUACGGAAUUGAGAAAGGGCCGAUCAAGACUAGCGCCGGGGUUCCUGACGGACUCAAUUUACGAGACAAUAUCAAUGGUCUAAUGCAGGCUGUUUACUCAUAUGGCGGCGCGACUCUUUUCUGCGAGCUGAUGGCUGAGAUGAGGAGACCGUGGGACUUCUGGAAAGGCAUGAUUAUAGCCAAUGUGUUUAUCUUCAUUGUCUACAUCGUCUUUGGUCUCGUCGUCUACAGCGAACAGGGGCAGUUCGCCUUCAACCCCGCAUACCAAGGCAUCAACCCCUAUGCUUGGCAAACCGUGGCCAACGCUUUCUCCCUCGUCAGCGGACUGAUCGCUGCAUGUCUCUAUGGCAAUAUCGGCAUCAAAGUCUUGUACGCCAACAUCGGUCGCCCCCUUCUGCACCUACCUGCGCUUGAGACACGGAACGGCAGAUGGAUCUGGGUCGCAUUCGUUCCGCUGUACUGGGGCCUUGCAUUUAUCAUUGCAGCCGCUGUGCCGCAGGUCUCUUACCUUUCGAGCUUUGUCGGCGCAGCAAUGAUCCUCCAGUUCUCGUACACGUUCCCUGCCUUCCUGGCUCUGGGGUUCAACUGCUUGAAAGGCUCGCUCGUUGAGGGCGACGGCUUUGACCCUACCACGGGUAGGGUUGUCCGCUCUGAUACGGGCGUCAAGCGUUGGGUUCGUGGGUUCAAGAAGCAGUUGCUUCUUAAUUCUUUCAACACGGUUUACUUCCUUGGCUCCAUUGUCACGGCUGUGUUGGGCAUUUACUCGAGCAUACACUCUAUGCAUCGACAGUAUACGACGGGUGGAUCUGUUGAGUCUUUCUCUUGUAAUUCUCCAACAGGGUAA
This is a messenger RNA of Aplosporella prunicola CBS 121167, 1767 nucleotides long. RefSeq lists its product as uncharacterized. Gene Ontology annotation, cellular component: vacuolar membrane. Gene Ontology annotation, molecular function: amino acid transmembrane transporter activity. The coding region runs from base 1 to 1767 and encodes 588 amino acids. The record is from RefSeq and is a predicted model, not a curated record. Lineage: Eukaryota; Fungi; Ascomycota; Dothideomycetes; Botryosphaeriales; Aplosporellaceae. The transcript has 6 exons. Gene Ontology annotation, biological process: amino acid transmembrane transport.